Molecule: messenger RNA, 2169 nt
Organism: Exserohilum turcica Et28A
Lineage: Eukaryota; Fungi; Ascomycota; Dothideomycetes; Pleosporales; Pleosporaceae
Exons: 3
Coding region: 1-2169 (722 amino acids)
Biological process (GO): DNA-templated transcription; regulation of DNA-templated transcription
Molecular function (GO): zinc ion binding; DNA binding; DNA-binding transcription factor activity, RNA polymerase II-specific
Source: RefSeq, a predicted model, not a curated record
AUGUUGGCCACCUUUGCCGCCAACAACGAGUUUUUCAGGAAGCGCAAACGAGUCCACCGCGCUUGCGAAUCAUGCAAGAAGCGGAGAAAGCGCUGCAGCCACACUUUUGACGACGAGGCCACCCCGUUUGAAGACGACAAGGCCCGUACUGGAAUCGGAAGCUCUUCCCAAAGUGGACACGCACCCAACCCAACCUCAGAUCCUCGUGGGCCUCCUGCCAGCGGGCACUAUCAUUCCCACGAUCCAAGAGGGCCCCGUGGGGACUCGCAUUCCCACAGCCAUGCCCAGUCCACAAUGCCGCCGCCCCAGAGCCCGGCCUCGGACCAUACCGCCCAGACCCCACCAAACUUCCUGGGCUAUCUGAAUCCCGAAGCCGUCUUGCGAGAGCAGGUGCAUUCUGAGCGUGGAAAGGCUGCUCCGUCGCCCGGGCCCCCUCCAAUCGGCCAGUGGGUAGAAGAGCGGGAUCAGCGGCCGACUUCGACGCAGACGGGGCCGCAUACAACACGCAUUGUCGAGACGGGUCCACACUCGAGCCAGGAGUCUCAGAUCUCCCGCGCCCUUCUGACGUACCUGGAGGCGGUCGGCGUGGACAUUCUACCUUCGAGGCAGAACCAAACUGCCCUCCUCGAGAUUUACUUCAACUAUGUGCACCCGCUGCUGCCGCUCGUGGACAAGGACCUGUUUUACGAGCAGUACAACCAUGGCCGAGAGCCCAGGAUACUCAUGCAGGCGAUAUGCAUUGUGGCAUCAAAACACGCUACGGCUGCAAAGCACCUGUAUCUGGACAACAGUGCCCAGCCGAUGAACCCACGCGAGUUCUCACAGAGACUGUACAAUGCUGUGAUUGUCGGAAUCGAGGCAAAGCUCGAAAAGAACCGCGUCGUGCUCAUCCAAGUACUCGCCCUGAUAUCUCUCCAUUGCGAAGGACCAGACGGCGCCGAGCAGGCUUCAAUGCACCUAGCCCAAGCCAUCCACCAUGCACAUACGUUUGGUCUUCAGUUUGGCCACCAGUGGAAGAACCAGAGCUCCGAGUCGCAAGGGAACCUGGAGGACGUUUUCUGGUGUCUGUGGAGUCUUGAUAAGAUCAAUGCCUGCAUGAACGGACGUCCUUUGCUCAUGCACGACCGCGAUAACAGCCUCAGACAACUACCUACAGAUCCCGAGAAGCGGUCGAGUCCUUUCGGUAUCUGGCUGCAAAUAUCAGAGAUGUUGGACAAGGUCAUUGAUUACUACAGGCCCGGCAGGGCUGCCGAAGAGACGGGUUGGGAAGGCGAUGACUUUUUGGGAUUUGAAGAGAUGGUUGGAGACGGCGAGGACAAGCUUGAUGGUCCUAUCAUGAGUCUUCUGUCGCUCUUCCACCAUACCAUGUGCAUGGCCUCGCACAAGUCCCUAUCUAUCAACGCCCCAGUCAAGUCAACCCCCUCGUACGUCCGCCAAAGUCUCUCAGCGACACGAGUCAUCCAUCUCCUCAACGCCGAGCCCCCUGAGAUGCUCCCGCCCCUGCCCAUCGUCCCGUAUGCGCUUGGUGUGGCUCUGAGUGUCGUGUACCGCCACUUCCGGUCCCGCCGCCUCAAGGUUCACGUCAACCGCGCCACGGAAGAGCUAAAACAAUGUGUACGCCUGCUUGAUCGCCUACGCAACGCAUGGUGGUCGGCAGGCACAACGGCAGAUCUCGGACGAGCGGUCCUCAGCAACGCAGCAGGACGCAACACCAACACUGCCAACACGCCCGUACCCAUCCCAGCAGAACCUCGACACAACGAACCCAAGACCGGACCACCAACCCCACAGAGCACUCAAAACACCCAGAUACAACCGCCAAGCCAACCACCACACUGGCAACAAGACGUAGAAACACGCAUUGACCCUCGCCUCCAACACAACCAAUCCCACGCCCACGCAAACUCACCCAUGACAAGCCUCCUCAACCCAAUCCCACCGACGCCCGGCCAGCACCCCACGAGCAGCGAGCGUGCCGAAAGAGCACCCAUGACAGGUCCGCCAGCGGGCUUUGGCUUCGCCGAGCAAUCUCCCGACUGGCUCAACUUUGACGCCGCAUUUGAAAACUUUGAGGGUCUCCUCGGAAGUUCAGGUGCAGACUUGAGUAAUGAAUUGUUCAAGCCGCUAAAUUACGAGACGCUCGAGGGGUUCUUGGAUCCUGCUGCGUAA